AUGGCGGCGUUUGUUACAGAAUUGUUAAAUCCUGGCAAUUACUUGGGAGGAGUGAGGUUUGAUCCUGAGCGAGAUAUACAAGACCUGGCAGGCAAAGUUGUUUUGGUAACUGGAGGAAAUGCUGGACUGGGGAAGGAAUCCAUCCUCCAGUUAGCGAAGCAUAACCCGGAGAAGAUAUUCCUUGCAGCACGCUCGAAAGCAAAGGCAGAAAGUGCCAUUAGCUCUCUCAAAGGACAGCUCUCGAAUAACGUGAACAUUGCAUGGCUUCCUCUGGAUCUGACAUCUGUCCAAUCCAUCAAAGAUGCAGCCCAGCAAUUCUGCGCACAGUCAUCACGGCUCGAUAUCCUAAUGCUCAACGCAGGUGUGAUGGCGCUUCCGCCAGGGGAGACAGAAAUGGGUCAUGAGAUCCAACUUGGUACAAACCAUACUGGCCACUUUCUUCUGACCAAGCUCCUGCUCCCGACCUUGUUGAGAACUGCUCAGGAGCCGAACUCAGAUGUGCGGGUUGUCUCAUUAUCUUCAAUUGGACAUAAUCUCGCACCAUCAUUUGAAACCAUCGUGGAUCAGGACAAGUUGAAAAGAGUCCAUACAAACCUUCGAUAUGGAGCCUCCAAGGCAGCCAACAUUCUGUUUGCUGCCGAGCUUGCAAGGCGUUUUCCUUCAAUCACCUCUGUAUCCGUUCACCCGGGUAUCAUAUUCACGGAUCUUUACGGCCCUGCGAGCGAGUUCUCUACCGUCGCUGCCUUGAGUUCGAAAUUGCUAAGCAUUUUUGGAACGCCGGUCCGUGCGGGAGCCUAUAACCAGCUAUGGGCCGCUGCGGGUGCGAAGAAGCAGGAUCUCGUCAAUGGGGCGUAUUAUGUCCCAGUAGGGAAGCUCAAGGCUCACAAUGAAUACACCAAAAACGAAGAGCAAGGGCGACGUCUCUGGGACUGGACUGAGGCUGAGCUACACAAGUUUGGAGCGCUUACUUGA
This is a messenger RNA of Aspergillus novofumigatus IBT 16806, 972 nucleotides long. RefSeq names its product dehydrogenase with different specificitie. The transcript is spliced from 2 exons. The record is from RefSeq and is a predicted model, not a curated record. NCBI's taxonomy places the organism in Eukaryota, Fungi, Ascomycota, Eurotiomycetes, Eurotiales, Aspergillaceae. The coding region runs from base 1 to 972 and encodes 323 amino acids.